GGCAGCAGAGGUUCAGCACAGUAACUGUCUGGCUUCAUUGAAAGACAAUAGCAGAAGCAGCUGAUGCAGCCAGGGAGCUGUCAGAUUGCAUCUGUCUGCACUUCCCCAUGGCUUGUUUCGAUAAGUGUCACUGUUCUGUAGACCACAGGAGGCAUAGCAGUAUCCUAUACAACAUCCUGAAGAAUGAGGAGCACCAGGAUUCACACAAAGGCAGGAAUGAAGAGCACUCAGGAGAGAAUGGUCAAGCUUGUUCCUGUGGCUCUCAGAAGAAAGUCAGUCUUAAGAGCCCCCAGGUCACCUGUAAGGCUGCCUCAGCAGUGCUAGUGAAGACCCUAAGAUUUGUCAAGAGCCUGCCUUGCUUCCAGGAACUACCCUUGGCUGAUCAGCUACUGUUGGUCAGGAGCUGCUGGGCUCCUCUCCUGGUGCUGGGGCUUGCACAGGACAAGGUCGAUUUUGAGACUGUUGAAACAUCAGAGCCCAGUAUGCUGCAAAGGAUAUUAACUAACAGACAAGGAGCAGAGAAGAAACAUCACCAAGAACAUCAGGAGACACUACUUCUUGGACAUAAUCUCCAGCAACAUAAAGGCACACAGCUACCAACAGCCACAGAGAUCAGGUGGAUCAAGGAAUUCUUGGAGAAGUGUUGGAGCCUGGGGAUUAGCAACAAAGAGUAUGCCUAUCUGAAAGGGAUUGUCCUCUUUAAUCCAGAUUUGGCCGGAUUGCACUGUGCUCGCUAUAUCCAAGGAUUACAACAGGAAGCCCACCAAGCCUUAAACGAGCACGUGAAGAUGAUCCAGAGAUGGGAUCACUCCAGAUUCACCAAGUUAAUUAUUGUCCUGUCCUUGCUGAGAUCCAUCAAUGGCAACGCCAUUGCAGAACUGUUCUUCAGACCCAUCAUCGGCUCUGUGAAUAUGGACGACAUGUUAUUGGAGAUGUUGGGUGCAAAAAUAUAACUGCAAACCUGACAAACUUGAAUUAGAAAUGACACAUUAUGAAUAGGAUAGGAAUUGUACAUAAUUCAGGUUUGACGAAGCUGCAGAGUGAACUAGCCUGAUCCCUGAACGUGUCUUCAUUUUGGCUGCUUGGGUAUAUGAAUCAUGUACGUGCACCUCAUUAGAUUUUCUGUACAAUAUCUAGUUUUCAUGGUACAGCAAAGUGCUUGACUCGCUGGCUUUCUGUCUUUCUAGAUACACAGACGUCUACAGAAAAGCAUAUACACAUUAGCGCCAAAUAUUCAUAAAGUACCAUAUCCACAUACUAAGGUGCAAUGCAGUUGUUAUAAACUAUGGCAGAUCAUCAGAAGUGCACUAACAUUGGCAUCACAUUAUCAUUGGAUUUGCCAUAUUUGAUAUACAGUAAUACAUGGUAUGUUUGCUUAGUCUAUAACUGUACAAAUAUAUGAUGUGGAUUUAUUAGACUCUGAAGCCAAAGGUUUUAUAGGUAAGCCAGCUUUAAUUUCCAGCGUAUGUAGUGUGCCAGCACUAAUGAAUGGUAGUCAGUAGACAGUGUACAUACUGUGCCAUAUGUGGUAUGUUAGAGAAGUAAACUCAUAAGGGCUACAUACAUGUCCACUCCUUUGGAUGGAAGUAAUUAGCUUGAUUCCUUUAAAUGGUAAUACUGUUAGAUUAAUGAAGAGUAGCAGACAAGCCAUUUGCACUUAUCAGAAAGGAACAAGCCUAUGUUGAAGAUGUCCUGUCAGCUCUCCUGGCAUCUCCUGGUCUAUUUUAGUAAGUACACUCCCUAUGAAAUAUCAGUUCUGGAGCACCUUUCCUUAGAACUCUGCAUGGCACCAUUCUUUUGUUAUUCCUCCUGAAAAAAUGUUAUUAAAGGGGUUGUGUCAUCAGUAGGAUAUGCCAUCAAAGUCAAAUGGAUGUGUGUCCAACCUCUGAGACCAUCUCCAGAACGGGCCCCCAAAAGUGUGACGUGAUCUCUAUUAAUUUCUACGGAGUUUUGGAAAUAGAUGAGGUAGCACACACGGCUAUUUUUGGAAGUCCUAUAGAAAUGAAUGGAGAGCGCACUGCGCAAGCUCAACAACCACUUCAUUUACUUCUACAACAUGCUGGAGAUAGCAGAGCCAGUGCAAGACAAAUUUCUUCAGUCUCAUAGAAAUGAAUGAAUGGAAGGCGACAAUGCAUACACAGCUGCUCUCCGCUCACUUUAGGGGUCACAGAGAUGGCAUAGCAAUAGGCCACCAAUGUCUAAGAUGAUACC
This is a messenger RNA of Bufo bufo (common toad), 2211 nucleotides long. It is a transcript of the gene NR0B1, whose product is annotated as nuclear receptor subfamily 0 group B member 1. The record is from RefSeq and is a predicted model, not a curated record. Lineage: Eukaryota; Metazoa; Chordata; Amphibia; Anura; Bufonidae. Gene Ontology annotation, biological process: negative regulation of transcription by RNA polymerase II. The transcript is spliced from 2 exons. Gene Ontology annotation, cellular component: nucleus; cytoplasm. Bases 108 to 953 code for a protein of 281 amino acids. Gene Ontology annotation, molecular function: transcription corepressor activity; transcription factor binding.